Messenger RNA from Triticum turgidum subsp. durum (durum wheat), 3669 nucleotides. The record is from the annotation of a GenBank genome assembly. Lineage: Eukaryota; Viridiplantae; Streptophyta; Magnoliopsida; Poales; Poaceae.
AUGCGGCCCCACGACGCGCCGUCCAAGCGGGCGGGCGGGAGCGGGCGCGUGGCGGCCGUGGGGAUGCCCCCACCGCGGGCCAUGUCCGCCGCGCCCUCCUUCUCCGCCGCCGCCGCCGCCGCCGCCUCGUCCGCGUCCGCGCGGAAGCCGCCCGAGCCGCUCCGCCGCGCCGUCGCCGACUGCCUCUCCCCGCCGGCCCCGCACACCCACGGCCCCGCCGCCGCCGCCGCCUCCGCCGCCGCCGAGGCCUCCCGCACCCUCCGGGAUUAUAUAGCUAACCUGUCAACCAUCGAUAUGGCUUAUAAUGUCCUGAUUGACCAUGCUCUUGCAGAAAGAGAUCGGAGCCCAGCAGUUGUCCCAAGAUGCGUGGCAUUGUUAAAGAGAUAUCUUAUCCGGUAUAUUCCAAGGGUGCAAACGCUACGUCAAAUCGACAUCUUUUGUGCAAAUACCAUGGCAAAGUAUGACCCAGUGGCAGGUCACAGAGCAUCAUCAUUUGGCCAGAACAUUGGAUCAUCUGCAGCUUUGCCAAAUUCCUCUCUUGUUGCCCCACCAAUAUCGAACUUUGCUUCAGCAUCUCUUGUGAAAUCUUUAAACUAUGUCCGCUCAUUAGUUGCCAGGCAUAUUCCAAAGUUAUCAUUCCAGCCAAUUCCUCCGUCUCUGGCAUCAACCUCUACAAAACAGUCGCUUCCUUCACUUUCAUCAUUUUUGAAUAGGUCCUUACAAUUGAAUCCAGAAGCUGUUACCAACAGAGAACAUCUUGAAUCAAAGAAGGAAUUGCAAACUGCACCCGAUUUAACAUCGUCAGCAAGUGAAAAGGUCGAUGGUGGAGAGCAUGGAUAUGAUAUCAAGUAUAUAUCCUUCGACAUUCUAAAUUGGCGAUGGCAUGUAUACGGUGAACGUCAAACAUCAAGUUCUGCCAAGGAAAGCAAUGAUCUUGCAGGCCUUCAAGAUUUUCAUACACAGGGUUUUCUUGAAGUUGGUGCUGCAGCUCUUCUAGUAGGGGAUAUGGAGGCAAAGAUUAAUGAUCAACAAUGGAAAUAUUCUGUUAUCCAGGAAUUUCCUGAUAUUGAUUUAUUGCAACCUUCAACUUCGACAGCUAGCACUUUUGCAUCAUCGCAGGGUCAUCUGAAAGCAAUAACUGCCUCAAAACGCAUGAAAUCGGGCCCGAGUCAAGUUUGGGUGAAUGUACCUGCAAACACAUUCCAGCCUCGAGCACGUCCCCUUUUUCAGUAUAGGCACUACAGUGAGCAGCAACCCUUGCGAUUGAACCCUGCUGAAAUUUCUGAAGUCAUUGCUGAAGUUUGUUCAGAAACAACUUCAAAUGCAAAUCAAUUUAAUGCUCCAUCAAGAUUGACCACCCAGAGUCGGCAACCUUCAGCGGAUGUGGCAUUUAGUGUCCUCAUUAAACUUGUUAUUGACAUGUAUAUGAUGGACUCUGAGGCUGCUGCUCCUCUGACACUUUAUAUGCUUGAGGGCAUGUUAAGCUCUCAGAAAUCACCUGCCAGAACAAAGGCUUUCGAUCUGAUUCUGAACCUUGGGAUUCAUGCACACCUUCUGGAGCCUAUGAUAGUUGAAGAUGCACCACUUAUUGAAAAAGGUGAUACUACAAGCAACUCUUAUCUGAACAAUGAGUACGGACCCAAUAUGGAUGAACAGAGGGAAGCGGAACCUGAAGAAGAGCAAAGGAUUAGUCCUGCUAUUGAUCAGUUUGAGUCAUGGCUUCUCAAAAUACUAUUUGAAGUUCUCCUUCUCUUGGUUCAGAUGGAGGAGCGGCAGGAGAUCGUGUGGGCAUCAGCUUUAAGUUGUCUAAUUUACUUUGUUUGUGAUGGAGGGAAAAUCAUCAGGAGCAGACUUGGAGGUUUGGACAUAAGGGUUGUUAAGACUCUUCUUGAGAUUAGUGUGGAACACUCAUGGGCAAAAGUAGUGCACAGCAAGCUCAUUUGCAUGCUGACAAAUAUGCUGUACCAAGUACCAGAUGGGACUCAGAGUGGUGCACUUGAUACACAUUUUGUUCCCGAACGGAUAGAUCUUCUUGGUGGAGUUGAUUAUAUCUGUCUUGAGUAUUCACGAGCCAACUCGAAGGAAGAGAAGCGGGAUUUGUUUUUUGUUCUUUUUGACUAUGUAGUGCAUCAAAUAAACGAAACAUGCUUGGCUGCUGGUCUUUCAACAUAUACUUAUGAUGAUGCUCAACCCCUUGCUUCCCUUCUUGCAUCUGCUGAUGCUCCGGAGGCCUUCUAUAUAUCUGUGAAGCAUGGUGUCGAAGGUGUUGGGGAUAUGCUGACAAAAGCUAUAUCUGCGGCAUUAUCACAGUCAGCAGAAUACGAGCAAUUAAACACGCUUCUGGACAAGGUUAUCAGGAAACUUGAUGGAACUGUGAGCACAUUUUCAAGGAUUGACAAUGAGUUUGCUUAUAUGAUCCAAGUAACAAAAUCCUUCAAGUGUUUCAGCAGCAUUCAAGAUGGAUCUGAAGAUGGUGACAUUGCAUCUAGGGCAAGGCUUUGCUGGGCUACUUUGCACUCACUUCUUCACUCACAAAUUUCAUCAUACAGGCACCAUGGAUAUAUUUGGUUAGUUGAAUUGCUCCUCUCGGAAGUAAGUGAAGAAACAGAUGGCUCUGUUUGGUCUAAAAUCCAAAACCUUCAGGAGGAAAUUAAAGAUGCUGGAAGCCACGACACCUCGUGUCCAGAAGUUUCACUGCCCGUUUGUCUGCUGUGUGGGCUUCUGAAAUCAAAGCACAACUACAUCAGAUGGGGAUUUCUAUAUGUUUUAGAGAAAUUUCUGAUGCGGUGCAAAUUAUUAUUGGAUGACAGUGACAUGCAGGAGCAUUCAGUUGCUUAUCAUAGCAAAAACCGUCUGGACAAAGCUUUUGCGGUUAUAGAUGUUAUGAGUACUGCUUUGCUACUCGUGUUUCAAAGUAAUGAGACAGACCAUAUCAACAUCUUAAAGAUGUGUGACAUGUUGUUCUCACAAUUAUGUUUGAGGCUUCCGUCCACAAAUGUGAUGCAACUGGGCGGCCUUCAAUCCCUUGGUCAACUUUUUGGUUGCACAACUAAGAACAUGGAGUGCACAUUGGAAACCCUUGCAUCACACAAAACCAUAGGAACGAAGAGCCUUUCCAGGAAUGAGACAUUGCAAGAUACAGGCAUGAAUCAAUCUACUCAAUCCGCUCUGCUCUGCGAAACAUCAAUGUCAGCACUACUUCUGAAAGGUCUUGCGAUAGCUCCGAUGCAGCUUGUAGCCCGUGUGCCAACUUCAUUAUUUUUCUGGCCAUUGAUGCAACUUGAAGGCGCUGCCAGCGAUGAUAUUGCAUUGGGUAUUGCUGUUGGUAGCACAGGAAGAGGCAAUAUCCCUGGUGCUACAUCAGAUAUUAGAGCAGCGCUUCUUUUGCUUUUGAUUGGUAAAUGCACAGCUGAUCCAGAAGCACUUUCGGAAGUAGAAGGCAAUGAGUUCUUCAGGGGGCUUCUAGAUGAUACAGACUCAAGGGUGGCAUAUUAUUCUGCUGCCUUUCUCUUGAAGCGGAUGAUGACAGAGGAACCAGAUGUCUACCAAAGGAUGCUCCAAAGCCUCAUUUCAAAAGCUCAACAGUGUAACAAUGAAAAACUUCUGGAGAACCCAUACCUUCAAAUGCGCGGAAUAUUGCAGUUGUCAAAUGAUCUAGGGGUUCAAUAA